Messenger RNA from Carlito syrichta (Philippine tarsier), 1990 nucleotides. It is a transcript of the gene ATP6AP2, whose product is annotated as ATPase H+ transporting accessory protein 2. The transcript has 9 exons. NCBI's taxonomy places the organism in Eukaryota, Metazoa, Chordata, Mammalia, Primates, Tarsiidae. Gene Ontology annotation, molecular function: signaling receptor activity. Gene Ontology annotation, cellular component: external side of plasma membrane; membrane. The record is from RefSeq and is a predicted model, not a curated record. Gene Ontology annotation, biological process: positive regulation of Wnt signaling pathway. The coding region runs from base 81 to 1136 and encodes 351 amino acids.
CCGGAGCGCGUCACCCCUAUCGCUGCGGUGGUCGCCCUGUCCUACGGGCCCGCUCUGUGUGCUGCGGCCGCCGCGGCACCAUGACUGUGUUUUUCGUGCUCCUGUCCUUGUUGGUGGCGGGCAUUUUGGGGAACGAGUUUAGUAUACUAAAAUCACCAGGUUCUGUUGUUUUCCGAAAUGGAAAUUGGCCUAUUCCAGGAGAGCGAAUCCCAGACGUGGCUGCCUUGUCCAUGGGCUUCUCAGUGAAAGAUGACCUUUCUUGGCCGGGACUCGCAGUGGGAAACCUGUUCCGCCGUCCUCGGGCCACUGUGAUGGUGAUGGUGAAGGGAGUGGACAGACUGGCUCUGCCUCUGGGCAGUGUCAUUUCAUAUCCUUUGGAGAAUGCAGUUCCCUUUAGUCUUGACAGCGUUGCAAACUCCAUUCACUCCUUGUUUUCUGAGGAAACUCCUGUAGUUUUGCAGUUGGCUCCCAGUGAGGAAAGAGUGUAUAUGGUUGGGAAGGCAAACUCCGUCUUUGAAGACCUUUCUGUCACCUUACGACAGCUCCGCAAUCGCCUGUUUCAAGAAAACUCCGUUCUCAAUUCGCUUCCCCUCAAUUCUCUGAGCAGAAACAAUGAAGUUGACCUGCUGUUUCUUUCUGAACUGCAAGUGCUACAUGAUAUUUCAAGUUUGUUGUCUCGCCAUAAGCAUCUAGCCAAGGAUCAUUCUCCUGAUUUAUAUUCACUGGAGCUGGCAGGUUUGGAUGAAAUUGGGAAACGUUAUGGGGAAGACUCUGAACAAUUCAGAGAUGCUUCUAAGAUUCUUGUCGAUGCUCUGCAGAAGUUUGCAGAUGACAUGUACAGUCUUUAUGGCGGGAAUGCAGUGGUAGAAUUAGUGACUGUCAAGUCAUUUGACAUGUCCCUUGUGAGGAAGACAAGGACUAUCCUUGAGGCAAAACAAGCGAAGAACCCAGCAAGUCCCUAUAACCUUGCCUAUAAAUAUAAUUUUGAGUAUCCUGUGGUUUUCAAUAUGGUACUUUGGAUAAUGAUCGCCUUGACCUUGGCUGUGAUUGUCACCUCUUACAACAUUUGGAACAUGGAUCCUGGAUAUGACAGCAUCAUUUAUAGGAUGACGAACCAGAAGAUUCGAAUGGAUUGAACUUUCCUGAUGCCAAACUUAGAAAAGGAGUUUGGAAAUUGGCCGUUUUCUUAAAAUCUAUCGUUUAGUGUGGUUUAAGUAGAUAGUAUAAAUUUAUAAAAAAAAACAAUUUUUGUUCUCUAUUUUGUGUGUGCCUGUGAUGUUUUUUUAGAGUGAAUUACCGUAUUGAUGUGAAUCAAAUCGUGAUAUAGAUUCCAUAAUAUGCUCAAAUAUUAUUAUAUAAUCAUUGAUAACAUAAUUUCAUUCCAUUUAAUAAAUUUGGAAAUAUGCACUGAAAGAGAUGUAAAACACUUAGAGUAGCUUGUGUUAUUUAUGUUGGAAAGAUGCACUGAAUAUCAGCGAAACUUAUGAAUUACACAGGAUAGGUGAAAACCAUGUUUGGGCUGUUGUAUACUAUGAACCAUUUGUAAAUGUCUUAACUUGAUGUAAAUAUCUCUGAAAGAAGAGAAAAGGUUUUUAACUUAGAGCAGUCCAUACAGAUGUGCUUAUACAAUCGCUUAGUUUUAGAACUGUAUCUGAUUGACAGAGGAUAGCUGUUUUGUAACUCUUCUGCAGGUCUGGUGAUCCAUACGGUCUAGUAUGGAUACUAAAAAUACUACAUUGAUCUAAGAAGAAACUAGCUUUGUGCAGUAGAGAUGCUUGUAAUUAUACACAUAGAAGCAAAUCUUUGGGGAACACCUUGAGGCAUGAGUAUAAAAUAUGCUUGUUUCAGAACUUAACCCCUGUGUAAGUUACUGUGGUUUGUGGUACAACUUCAUUCCCUAGAGUAUUAAGUGGCAGUGGAUGAAUUCUGCUUUUCAUAUGGAAGUGGACCAAUGUCUAUUAAGAGUGACAAAUAAAGUUAAUAGUGAUUC